Rotaria sp. Silwood2 is the source of this 276-nucleotide messenger RNA. The record is from the annotation of a GenBank genome assembly. NCBI's taxonomy places the organism in Eukaryota, Metazoa, Rotifera, Eurotatoria, Philodinida, Philodinidae.
AUGAGUGGAAUUAAUCCUGAUUUUCAGAAAGAACUUUCUCGACGUAGAUCGUCUAUGAAUACAUUAAAUGAAUUUUUAAGAUAUGCUAAAAUUGAACAAGAUUUAUAUGACACAUUUGAAAAAUUUCAUCGACUAUCAAUAGAAUCUACAAAACUUUAUUUUGCAAUUAAUCAUCAACAAAUUUCUUCAUCGACGACUAUGAUUGAACAACCAAAACAACAAUAUCAAUUUAUGAAUAAGAUUACUCCUCGUUCACAUUCAUUUACAACACAGUGA